AUGCUCGCUGAACGAACGGUCGAUGGCCUUCUGGCCGAACAUCCCGGUGAACUGGUUCGAACCGGUUCACCGCAUGUGGUGUGCACAGUACUGCCGCCUCAUUGGAGGUCUAACAAGACGCUGCCAGUGGCGUUCAAAGUGGUGGCACUGGGUGAUGUUGGAGAUGGUACUGUGGUGACGGUACGAGCGGGAAAUGACGAGAACUAUUGUGCCGAGCUCAGGAACUGUACGGCGGUGAUGAAAAACCAGGUGGCCAAGUUCAACGAUCUCAGAUUCGUCGGAAGAAGUGGAAGAGGCAAGAGCUUUACCCUGAGCAUAAUCGUAUCAACGACGCCGCCUCAAGUAGCAACUUACAGCAAAGCUAUCAAGGUUACUGUGGAUGGACCGCGGGAGCCAAGAUCUAAGACCCGUCAGCAAGGUUUUCAUCAUUUCCCUUUUGGACCAAGGCACUUCACACCCGACCCCUUAGCAGGGAGUUUACCUUUCAAGCUAACCGGUAAGUUGUCUUUUAUUUUAGGACAUCGACAGUGUGUUUAG
Molecule: messenger RNA, 537 nt
Organism: Acanthoscelides obtectus
Lineage: Eukaryota; Metazoa; Arthropoda; Insecta; Coleoptera; Chrysomelidae
Source: the annotation of a GenBank genome assembly